Molecule: messenger RNA, 522 nt
Organism: Tremella mesenterica DSM 1558
Lineage: Eukaryota; Fungi; Basidiomycota; Tremellomycetes; Tremellales; Tremellaceae
Exons: 1
Coding region: 1-522 (173 amino acids)
Source: RefSeq, a predicted model, not a curated record
AUGAGCGAAUCUCCUGAAACCCAUGCCACAUUGGUGGAUAAGAACUCUGAACCGUGGUUUGAGGGUAAAGAGUUGCUUGCCACAAUCUCCAACUUAGUAAAGGCAUGGCGUGCACUCAAGCAGCAAGUGACUGCCGAGCGAACUUCUCCUUAUACACAAGAGAGUGAAUCAGAUGCUGAGAUUGCAAAAAAGUGGGAACCGCUUCAAAAAGCAACUUCUCGGAUGGACAUUGCAGUAGAAGAGACACUGGUUUAUCUUGGAGCACUGGAAGAUCCAGAGUCUGAUCUACGUGAGAUUAUAGCCAAACUAACUUUACACGGCAAUGUUCUCAAUACGGCAGGAGCGGGAUAUCUUCGGACUUUGGAAGCCUGGAUGACGGUGACCCCUCACGAUGAAAAUUUCUUGACACUUCACUCUGACUUUUCAAAUUGCCUGAGCACAUAUCAGACCCAAUUCUCAGACUAUCUCACACAUGAUGGACGCCCUAUCACUCCCAUUCAGUUUGCUGCCCCCUCUUCCUAA